CAUGAGGACGAUUUGACCUCUGUCUCCAGCACUUGCACCACUCUGACGGUCGAAGCGACCGUCUCAGGACCAGGACCAGGUUCAGCUGAAACCAGUAUGAGUAGCAGAGAUUCUGCGGUCGAUCUGACCGCAAGCACAGAGGAAACGCGCCAAGUAUUGAGUCUAACGGCUUCCUUGCUUUUAUCCUCAUCACGUAACGACCUACCAAUCCCACAUCAAUCCCCAGACACGACAGCCCGCGGGGUUAAGCGCCGUCACACCGAUGAUGAUUCAUGCUCUUCUACCCUAUCCGAAUCCUCGGAAGAUGAACAAAUCGAAGCUAUCGAUUUGACCGAUACUGCGGGAUCAUCAGUCGCGAAAGUCCUCGCUAAACAGAGGGAGGAUGCCAUCAGGGCUCAGCAAUCACUAAACGACGACGACGAAGGUGCAUCGCUCAUCAAGGCUUACAAGUGUCCUAUUUGCAUGGAUACACCAGAGAAUGCCACAACCACAGCCUGUGGUCACCUAUUCUGUCACCGCUGCAUUCUCGAGUGUUUGAAUCGUUCCAAUGAACAACCGGAUAAUCCAAACAAGUUUGCCCGUGGUACAUGCCCCGUGUGCCGAAAGCCUAUCACUAGGAAUGAGGCCCCGGGCCCUCGCCGCAGCCUUAUUCCUCUUCAACUCAAGUUGAUGACCAGGAAGAGAGGCGAUUCAGCACCCAUCGAUGCUUAA
Messenger RNA from Penicillium odoratum, 711 nucleotides. RefSeq lists its product as uncharacterized. The record is from RefSeq and is a predicted model, not a curated record. The annotation marks the transcript as partial. Lineage: Eukaryota; Fungi; Ascomycota; Eurotiomycetes; Eurotiales; Aspergillaceae. The transcript is spliced from 2 exons.